Messenger RNA from Schistocerca gregaria, 5005 nucleotides. RefSeq names its product hyaluronan mediated motility receptor-like. Gene Ontology annotation, molecular function: hyaluronic acid binding. The transcript has 5 exons. Lineage: Eukaryota; Metazoa; Arthropoda; Insecta; Orthoptera; Acrididae. The coding region runs from base 100 to 3921 and encodes 1273 amino acids. The record is from RefSeq and is a predicted model, not a curated record.
UAAAAGCAUUUAAGUUUGAAAGCAGGCCGUUGAAGACGGAGAGCGAGCUAGUGAAUAAUCGUGUUUAAUUGUGCGUUGACGGAGAGUUGAGAGCAGGAAAUGUCUUUUCCGCGAGCGAAACGAUUUACGGAGAAACCAAGUUGUGCACCACCACCAGGAAGUUAUGAUCCAAAAUUUGAUUCUAAAGUCAAGGGGUUGGUCAUCGAGAAAAGUGAAAGAUUUACUGAUCUCAAACCACAAGUUGCAGGAGCUGAAAAUCCCAACACUUCAAUAAAAAACUGCAGUUCAUCCUCACUGCCUGUGUUUCGUACUCCACAACCACCAAGGAAACUAAGAGAGAAUUCCCAGAGAUCCAGGUCCCAAACCACUGGAUUGCAGCAUGCUGGUAAAAAGGACAGUGCGACAGAUACAGAAGACAUUGACACACAGUCAGAUGAUGGCUGCUUCAACUGUGAUGGCAAAAGGAGGUUGCGAUUUGAUAGCAUGGACAGAUCAUUUACCAGUGAAAAAAUUGAGGAAUUGUCAAGAGAAUUGAAAGAAUGUAGAAGUAGGUGUCUGUCAUUAGAGGUUGCAAUUUCUCAAUUGGAAAUUGACAAAAAGAAUUUAAGCAGUAUUCAAAAUGAAAUGACUGAAGAGUUAUCCAAAAAUAAAUUGUCCCUACAGAUAAGUCAAGAUAAAUGUUGUGUUUUGAAUAAUGAGCUUGAACUGAUGAAAGAAACAUUGCAAGCUGAAAAGAUAAAAUAUCAGGAACUCAAGAAUUCACAUGAUGAAGAGUACAGGAUGCUGGAAGAAUCCCACAGGAGACUUAAUGAAACAUUCAAUGAUCUUAAACAGGGUUCAGAAAAAUUGCAACGUGACUGGGAAUCUCAAGUGUUGGAAGAGAAAGCUAUAAAUUCUGACUUAUCAUCAAAGGUUGCACAAAAACAGCAGAUGAUACUUAUGUUACAGGGUGAACUUUCAUCAUUGGAAGUUGAGUUUGAGGACUGCAAAGCAGAGCGCGAUAAAAUGGUCAGUGAGCAUAACAUAGAAAAGGCUGCAUUGCUGUGUGAAUACAGCAAAAAUAUUGAAAAGCUUGAAAAACAGAUAGAACAGAUAGAAAGCAGGCAUUCUGUAGAAAAGCUUGCUCUAGAGGAACAUCUUAGAAACUUGGAGACAGAUUGCACAGAAUAUAAGAUGGCAAAAACUAGUUUGGAAGCUGUGCUGAGUGCCAAGGAAAUGGAAGUCUCAGAGUUGACUGCAGAGUAUGAAAUCCAGAAAGCAGAGUAUGCUGACAUGAAACUGAAACAUGAUACAGAUUUUAAAAUCUUAUUAGAACAGUUUCAGAACUUAGAAGAUACAUUUUCGUAUAUAAAUAGAUUUUCUGAGGAAUGUGCACUGAAACUAAAAGAAAUAAGUUCAAAGUAUGAAACAUUGAUAAAACACAUUUUGGAACUGCAUAGCAAUAAAGUCAAGGAGCUGGAGAAUUAUAUGGACUUGAAGAUAGAAGGUAUGAAGAGAGACUCAGAAAAAACAAUUUCUGAUUUAGAGGAAUCAGUUUUGCUGUUAAAGAAAGAAAAAGUCUAUACUGAGGACAAGUUAGCCUUUAAAACUGAAGAACUUCAUAGAAUAUCUGCUGCUUUAGCUUUGUUACAGGAUGAAAUAGGUCAGAUUACAGCCACACGAGAUGAACUUAGAGUUUCAAAUGUUGAGCAGCAGGUAACAAUAGCAGAACUGAAAGACAAAUUGGAUUCUGUAAGUGUGGAGCACAACCUGUGUAAAGAAUCGAUGGCAACUCUGAAAUGCUCCUUAGAAGCAUCCGAGGAUCAGAAUCGUAAAUUUGAAGUUGGCAAUAGAAAUCUUAGAGACAGCUUGCAGGCUCUAGGUGUUCGUCUUUUAGAAAGUGAGAAAGAUGUGGAGCAACUGACUGCGACAAGGGACCAGCUUCAAGCAGAAAAAGAAGAAUUAAUUGCAGAAGUGGCAGACUACAAGGAGAAACUGAUCACACAAGAGGAAGAAUUACAGAAGAUUGAAAAAGAAAAUCUGAGGCAGAUAGAACAAAUCCGAAAUGAGCUGCUUGAGAAAAUAGAUACUUUAAAAUGUAAAUCAGUAUUGAAAACUCAGAAUAUGCAGAGUAUGAGACAUGACGUAGAUUCAUUUGCUGGUCAACUUUCUAUGUUUACAGAAAAAUUGCAUCAAGUAAAUGAAUAUGUUGUACAAUUAGAAACUGCAUCACAAGAGCAAGAUGCAAACAUUCAAGAACUCCAGAUGCGAUUGCAGGCAAGAGAAAAAGAACUCUUAGAAACCCAAAGUUCUUUGGAGCAGCAAGCAAAGUCCUACGAAGAACGCAUAUCUGAGCUAGAGGAUGCACUGAAGCGGUCAGAAGCAGAUAUUGAUGUUAUUGCUGAAAAAUUGGACCACCACAAAGAAUGUGCUCAGAAACAGAUUGGUCAGCUUAUGCAGGAACUUGAAGUAAACAGAGACUUUUCCCAGAAAUCAGCACAGCAUAUAGUUGAUUUAACAGCAUUAAAUGCAGAUAUUCAAGCUUGUGUAGAUAAUUUGUCAGUGCAAAACAUGGAUCUUAAAAGAAAUGUAGAAGUUAGUGGUAAUGAAAUAAUGGACAUAACUCUUCAAUUGAACUGUGCCUUAAUAAAACAAAGCCAGUGUGAAACUGAACUUAAUAAAUUAAAACUGGAGAGAGACGAAAUCACAGUAAAUUUAUCAACACUGAAAAAAUGCAGUGAAGAACAUUUGAAGCAAAUAUCUGAUCUCGAAAAUAUAAAGAUUAUCAAAGAAAAGGAAAUAGAAGAAGCUGAGAGUAAUAUAGUCAGACUUCAGUGUGAAGUUGCUUCAAAAGAUGAGGCGAUUAGAGAGCUGAAAUCAGAGUUGGAUGAAUUUAAAGAAAGAUACAGUCCAGAAAAGUUUGAAGCUGCAGAAAAAAAGUUACUUGAAGCAGAAAAUACUAAGACACAGCUGAUGUCUCAAAUUCAGCAGCUUAAAGAUGAAAUUUCAGGUUCACUGUCAGAGCUUUCAACAAACAAGUUACUAGUCGAAGAAAAAUCUCAAGAGCUUGAGAAACUGCAACUGACAAUUCAAGAUAUGCAAAAUAUUUUGAAUGACAAACAGCAUGAAAUUGAUUGCCUUAGCCAAGAGAAGAAUGAUCUCCAGCAGUGUAAGAUUUUGGCUGACAAAGAGUUGGCAAAAGCAGAACAAGAAAUAAAGUUUCUGAAAUUGUCAGUUAAGAAACUUGAAGCAGAAACAAAAAAUAAGAUUGAUAAAUGUAAACUUGCUGAGCUUGAAAACACUGUGGUGGAACUGAGAUUGAAGUUGACAACUGCAGAGGACCAAUUUAACAGGCAGUUGCAAGAAUAUGAAGAAAGAGCUCUACGUGCAGAGAGACAGUGUUGUCAGCUAGAAGCUCUAGUGGGACCAUUCAGGAAGCAGUUGGAGAGUUUUCUUGCAGAACGAGGAGAAAUUCUACGAGGAAAAGAUGAAACAGAGGAUGAACUGCGAAAUCUAGCUCUGAAAUACGCUCAUCUACUUGGUCAUCAGAAUCACAAACAGAAAGUAAAAUAUGUUGUUCAGUUACAAGAGAAGAAUAUGGAACUUCGUGAGGAAGUGGAAAAACUGAGAUCACAGGCUCGUGCUCAGAAGGCUACAGUGGACAAAUUGAAGUCUGAAUUGACAGCCUCAGCCCGUAAAAAAGUGGGUACUACUACUGCAGCCAGGCAAAUUCUUAAGAAUAGGGAUAACAGUCCCGGGAAGAAACCUCCAAAGGGAAAAGAUGGUGGUGAUGUAAGUCCUGCACGGCAUGUACCUGUGGGAAAAGAGAACAGCCCCAUUCAUACUAACUUCGUAAGAAGUAAAGAAAAUGGUUCAUCAAACAUGUCACCUGUUGCAACGUCUACACCAAAAGCAUUUGUAGACAGAGGAAAUAAUGCCUAAAAGUAAUCUGAACUUACCAAUUUUGUAUCAUGCACUUGAUGUGUAAAUUUUUUUUUGCUCACAAAUGUUAUUUAUUUUAAUUUUUAUUCAUUUGCUAAGGGUGAAUUGUGGUGGCUGAGUGCUAAAAAUUUCACUUAAUUUAAUGGAUGAUUUUGUCCUUGUAGAAGAAGGCAGACAUUAAUGAUUUCAUUCAGCAAUUAGCUGUCUCUGUACUUUUCAGGUGACACAGUUCUUGUAACAUCUCUAGUUGCCAAAAAUUUAUGACUCAAUUCUUCAAAAGAAAUGAGAUGUCCUGGCUUAGCAGUAGAAUAAUUGCUUUGUAGAAAAAUGCUCAAUAACAAAAUUUAAAAAAUGAAGGGGUGACUACCACAAUUCACUAAUUGCAAAGUGUGGUGUAAUUUUAAUAUUUGAAUUAUCUGACUGUGUGUGUGUGUGUGUGUGUGUGUGUGUGUGUGUGUGUGUGUGUCUUGUAAAGGAACAAAGACUGACAACUUGCUUCCAUAAAUUUACCAUGUCAUUUCCUUACAUUCCAGUGUAACAACUGGUUUUGUUAUAUGCCAAAUUAGUGUGUAAGAAUUCUGUGUAAAUACUUGACUGCGUUGUGCUGUCUUUACCAAAUCAUAGUGGCACAUAUUUUUACCGAGACUGAUGCUGUCUUUUGAAGCUUGUAAAUGGGUGUUAAGAUUUUAGCAUAAGACAAACCUACACUGUUGGUUUUUAGUAAAUUUGUAUGUGUUGAUAGUUGUACAUUUAAGUCAUCAUGGACAUUCAAAUUUUACAUAUACUGGAGGCUACCCAUUCAAAGAAAAAGUUUCAGCAUAGUGUGAUAAGUUUUUAUUUUUAUAUUGUAAUAAAUUUGUUGAAUGCACAGCUGUAUUGGCUGUGACAUAAGUGUAUACAAUUUUUUGUGUCUUUGUAUUUCUUUAUUUGAUAUAUCUUGUUUCUGUGUGUUCUGGGAGUGAGAAGCAAACCUUUGUUAAGUCACAUUACAGUGAUGGUCAUUUGGUUUGUGAUACUCGUCCAUUCUAAUAUGUGCUAAUGUUUCUUGGCUUUCAAUAAAGAAGGGACAUAAUGUCUGUCUGAA